Molecule: messenger RNA, 4310 nt
Organism: Balaenoptera musculus (blue whale)
Lineage: Eukaryota; Metazoa; Chordata; Mammalia; Artiodactyla; Balaenopteridae
Gene: NFIC
Product: nuclear factor I C
Exons: 11
Coding region: 114-1634 (506 amino acids)
Biological process (GO): regulation of transcription by RNA polymerase II
Cellular component (GO): nucleus
Molecular function (GO): RNA polymerase II cis-regulatory region sequence-specific DNA binding; DNA-binding transcription factor activity, RNA polymerase II-specific
Source: RefSeq, a predicted model, not a curated record
GGAGGCGGCGAGGAGCGCGCCGGCCGCGGCCCGGGGGGGGGGGUUUGGAAAAAUGACUCAGUAAGUUCAGCGCGCCCGCUCCGGCCGGCCCUGCGCCUCCCGCCGCGCCCGGGAUGUAUUCGUCCCCGCUCUGCCUGACCCAGGAUGAGUUCCACCCGUUCAUCGAGGCGCUGUUGCCUCACGUCCGCGCCUUCGCCUACACCUGGUUCAACCUGCAGGCGCGGAAGCGCAAGUACUUCAAGAAGCACGAAAAGCGGAUGUCGAAGGACGAGGAGCGCGCGGUGAAGGACGAGCUGCUGGGCGAGAAGGCCGAGGUCAAGCAGAAAUGGGCGUCGCGGCUGCUGGCCAAGCUGCGCAAGGACAUCCGGCCCGAGUGCCGCGAGGACUUCGUGCUGGCCAUCACCGGCAAGAAGGCGCCGGGCUGCGUGCUCUCCAACCCCGACCAGAAGGGCAAGAUGCGCCGCAUCGACUGCCUGCGCCAGGCUGACAAGGUGUGGCGGCUGGACCUGGUCAUGGUCAUCCUCUUCAAAGGCAUCCCGCUGGAGAGCACCGACGGCGAGCGCCUGGUUAAGGCGGCGCAGUGCGGCCACCCGGUGCUCUGCGUGCAGCCGCACCACAUCGGCGUGGCGGUCAAGGAGCUCGACCUCUACCUGGCCUACUUCGUGCGCGAGCGAGAUGCAGAGCAAAGCGGCAGUCCCCGGGCGGGGAUGGGCUCCGACCAGGAGGACAGCAAGCCCAUCACACUGGACACCACCGACUUCCAGGAGAGCUUCGUCACCUCCGGUGUGUUCAGCGUCACUGAGCUCAUCCAAGUGUCCCGGACACCUGUGGUGACUGGAACAGGACCCAACUUCUCCCUGGGGGAGCUGCAGGGACACCUGGCGUAUGACCUAAAUCCAGCCAGCACCGGCAUGAGAAGAACGCUACCCAGCACAUCCUCCAGCGGGAGCAAGCGGCACAAAUCGGGCUCGAUGGAGGAAGACGUGGACACGAGCCCCGGCGGUGAUUACUACACCUCACCCAGCUCUCCCACGAGUAGCAGCCGCAACUGGACGGAGGACAUGGAAGGAGGCAUCUCAUCCCCGGUGAAGAAAACAGAGAUGGACAAGUCCCCUUUCAACAGUCCGUCUCCCCAGGACUCGCCCCGCCUCUCCAGCUUCACCCAGCACCACCGGCCCGUCAUCGCCGUGCACAGCGGGAUCGCCCGGAACCCUCACCCGUCCUCGGCCCUGCACUUCCCCACCACGUCCAUCCUGCCCCAGACGGCCUCCACCUACUUCCCGCACACGGCCAUCCGCUACCCACCUCACCUCAACCCCCAGGACCCGCUCAAAGAUCUUGUCUCGCUGGCCUGCGAUCCGGCCAGUCAGCAACCUGGACCGUUAAAUGGAAGUGGCCAGCUCAAAAUGUCCAGUCACUGCCUUUCUGCUCAGAUGCUGGCACCCCCGCCCCCCGGGCUGCCGCGGCUGGCGCUCCCCCCCGCCACCAAACCCACCUCCGAGGGAGGAAGCUCGUCGCCGACCUCGCCCUCCUACUCUACGCCCGGCACGUCCCCUGCAAACCGUUCCUUUGUGGGAUUAGGACCAAGGGAUCCAACGGGCAUUUAUCAGGCACAGUCCUGGUAUCUGGGAUAAGAAAGAUUUCUUCCCACGCCCUGCUCCUUCGUCCAGGGAAUCGAGGGGAGCCGCACAGCCGGCCCCCGGCCCACGUUUUCGGUGGCAAGCUAGAGCAAGCAAGAACACCCCGCUGACUCCCAGCCCGGCCGAAAGACAAAACACACAGACACAUAACACACAGGAGGAAAAAAAAAAAAAAGAAAAAAAAAAAAAGGAGAAAAAAAAAAAAAGACAAACGGGAAAAAAAAAAAACAAAAGAAAACCACACAUAAAAAUAAACCCACCCAACCAAGAAGAUAAAAGGUAAAGAUGGCAACGCUUCGGACUCUUGGGAUGCCGCGGCCGGACGGACCGGACCGGAGGGCCAGGCCCCACCGCCCCUGGGAGCGGGCGCUCGGGGCGUCCUAAGUUAUUCAUCUCCUCUCGCUGCUGCUCUGGGAGGGCUGGCUGCCCCCACCUCCGCCCUGGACCAGGUGAGCGCAGCCUGGUGCCCGUGCCCGGCCGACGGGGCAGGACACCCAGCGAGGCCGCCUCUCCCGCGCGCCCCCAUCGCCACUGCCACCGGGACAGUGUUUGCCAAGUGGGGAGGCAGCCCCCGGGGGGCCGGCGAGGACCCCGGCGGCAGGCAGCAGAGGCCACCGCGGAGGCCGGGGUGAGCAGGGGUGUGACGGGGGCAGAAGAGGGUUGCGGGGAGACCCCGGGCGUCGCCGGGGGACAAGGACGCAUGGCCAAUACUCUCUCAGGAGUGCCCCGCGGUUGUGGACCUCUCCGCCCCGCCCCAGAGCGCGCCGGGGACUCGGUCUUUGGUGAAGCCCCCCGCCGCGUGCCGGCCCGGUUUGGGAGACAUCUCUAUGCAAAUGACCCCCAGCCCGCCCCCCCCCCAGGCAUAGGAGGCCACCCUAGCGCACCCCAGCCCCCGGGGGAGGGCCCCACGUUGCACACACUGUAAGAAAUGCACUUUCCGAGGAAGGGGCUGGGGGCGGUGGAGCGGAGGGGCCCGGAGCUGCUCUGGACUUUCCAUCCACCCAAGCCCUGAACGGGGAGGACCCCACCACCCCGCUUAGCCCAUGGAGGUGUGGGAGGUGAGAGCGAGUGGUUUAAGUGCCUGAUUCCCACCGCCCGCCCCCCCUCCCCAUUGUCCAGCUGGGACGCGAGUGGCCGUGGGCAUCCUCCAACCUCCUCCCCCGCAACCCGGCCCCUCCAGUUGCUGACCCCUCAUUGCUAUGCCCCCCUCAGAGCUAGAGCGAUGGGACCCCGCCCAGUGGGCCCAAGGGGCAGAGCUGGGCAUCCCCCCAGCGUCCUGCCGUGCUGGGGCACGGGGGUGGGAUCUGGGGAAGGCGAUGUGCCCCCCGUCAACGCCUCCUCUGCCAGUGCCUUACAUCCUGGAGCGACACCCCCUCCCUGGUGCCUCCCGGCCCAAAGGGGGACCACGGUUUGCACUUUCAUCCCCCCACCCCCCGCCGAAGUGGGGCACAGCCGGGAGGUGCAUCGCAGCUGGGCCGCCAGAAGGAGAGAAGGCCAGGCCGGGUGCAGUCCACGUGUGCCUGGACAGCGCAGGGGGUUCUGGCUGGGGGCAGGGAGGGUCAGCGCCUCGGGGCUCCCUGCAGCCUUGUAGGGGGCCUCCCAUCUGCUAAACAUUUUCCGUUGAGCCGCUCCAAAAACACUAAACCUGGGGCCACCGGGUGCCCCCUCACCCCAGCUGCCCGGCCCCAUCCAUGCCUCCACCCCGGGAUGGCCAUCUUGGGUGGGGAGCCUGGGAGGGGGUGUUAGGUGUUCUAGGGUCACCAGGCCCAAACACAAGGACCCCUCCCGGCCCAUCCGUCUGAACCCCAACUGGCCUCCUCCAUGCCUGGCUCUGGGGAAUCCUGACGUCCAUCCCCGGGCCCAGGCCAAAGCCAUGGCCCUGGGCAGGCCUCCGCUUCACCUGCUCCCAGCCUGGCCCUCCCCUCCCUCUCCCGGUGAAACCCCGGUGCCCCGGGCCUGGCCAGCCUCCCCCCACCUCCCCAGACACCAGACUUUCCUCCUCCCAAACCAGCCCAAGGGGCUUGGCGAACCCACUCGAUCAUAAAGAGAAACGAUCCCUCCCCCCGAGACCCUUCCCCACCAGCCCCACUCCCGCUGUCCGGAGGGGUUCCAGAACCCUUGGUCCGUCCCUCUGUCCCCAGGGCCCCUCCACUGGGUGGCUGUUGGGGACCAAAGCAUGGGCCGCUCUCCGGGAGAGCAGGGGGUUGUGUAGUUGGGGUAUCCGGAAAGCUUCUCAGCCGGGAACCUUAGGGUGAGGGUAGGUGGGGGAGGGGAGGGGGCACCUGGCAGCCCCCAGCUACCUAACUUUGCAUGGUGCUUAGUCGAGGAUUCCUGUGACCUGGCUCCUGACGUCAGCUCGCGGCGGCUGAAACUGCAUGGCGAAUGAUACUGGCUCUAUCUCCUCCCCCAGCCCUCCCCCAGCCCUCCCUCCCACUCCCUCCUCUUUAAAAGAAAAAAAAAAGAUACAAAAAAAAAAAACCUUAAAAAAAUUCCAUGUUUCCUAAUUUGCACGAAAUUUUCUACCACAUGAUGUGCCUUGCCUUCCAAAAAUAAGUAUUACCUUUAAACAAUAUCAGCGCACACAGAUAGCUGCAUGCACUGCUCGUGUAGUUAAAAAAAAAAAAAAAAAAGACAAAGCAAUGACAUGAAAUAAAAAGUAAAAAUUGAAAA